Molecule: messenger RNA, 1790 nt
Organism: Diuraphis noxia (Russian wheat aphid)
Lineage: Eukaryota; Metazoa; Arthropoda; Insecta; Hemiptera; Aphididae
Product: F-box only protein 5-like
Biological process (GO): regulation of mitotic nuclear division; negative regulation of meiotic nuclear division
Cellular component (GO): nucleus
Molecular function (GO): protein binding
Source: RefSeq, a predicted model, not a curated record
CAUGUUGUUGUGUACAUUUUUGAUCGUUCGGCUCUGUUCGUGUCCGGUUGCCGCCGCCGUCGUAGCCACCGCCGCAUCCGCAGCCUCCCAUUGGCCGACCGGCCGGCUGUUACCUUGUUCCCGCCCGUCCGCCUGUCCACCCCACCACGCGCGCUAACGGCACGGUACACAUGUUCUCCGGUUCCCGUCAGCCGAGACCGAGUUUCGAAUCCUAACCGACAAUCCGGUCCGGCAUUCCUAGUGAGUAGUGAUAAAAUUCRGUUUGUUGCCGCGGAAGAAUUGUCGUCUCGUCCAGCAGUAUUAUCGACUUAACGACGCAUCAUGUGCCGCCGCCGCUGCGAUCCCACGCCAGAAGGACGUAAAUCGUCGGCGUGACCCACCGAAAACCGUCGUGUAUAUUACGCGAGUGAAAACUUCGUCAGAGGGACGUUUCGCGUCUCAUCGACCAUCUUAGAACUCGCCUGACGACCGGAACAGAUAAUCAAAAAGGAAACAAUGGCAGACAUAUCUCUAAAAGAAUCUCCUUAUUACAAUAAAUCAUUAGUAAUUACUUCAACACCUUACAAAAGCAUAGAUGACAGUGGUUACAAUACUCCAAGUUAUAAUGUUUCCUCUAACCUAAGUCAGAUAUCUGAAGUGUCUAUUUCAUUUGAUCACACACCAUCAGAUAUUGAUUCACUUCAACUAUCUUCACCAACCCUAGACAAAAACCAUCGUAAAUUAGAAGAUAUUACCAAUACAGUCGAGUCUCCUACAAAAAAAUUUAAAUUGUGCUCUGACGCACAAUUUAGUGUUCGCUUAAAUGAUAGUUCAAACAAUGAUGACAGUCAGUUCUUAAAAAGAAAAAACUACAUUUUACCAAAAAAUGUAAACUAUGAACGUAACUCUAUAGAAGGCCGUGAAAAAGUUGAUAUAAUGUAUUUUCUAUCGGAGCGUUAUCAUUUUCAACCAGUCAUAGAAAAAAUAUUAUCUUUUUUAUCCGGUAGUGAUAUUCUGUCCAUGUCUAUGGUAUCUAAAAUUUGGUCUACUGCUGUUGAAAAUUCCCCAAUUGCUCAAAAAAAAAAACAAAAGUAUUUUAAAUUAUCCAAAGAAAAUCGAUGUGGACAUGUUGGCCGAGACCGUUCAGCAUUUAAUAACAAAGGAUGUCUAGCAAACAUUAGCAAUGUUAUGUGUUCUCCGUCAAAAAAAGAAUUACCUCAAAGAAGUCCACCUGUAAGUCCGAGCAAAUAUAGGUUCCAUGUAUUUCAAAAAGAAGCCAAAAAAUUAAGUUCAGAUCAGCAAUUGGUGCCAUGUCCACGGUGUUCAAGACCAGCAUCAUGGUCACCCUCCCAAUCAACUCGAGCUGAAUGUAAAGGUUUUCAUUGUAAAUUUAUCUUUUGCACUGAGUGUAAGUGUGAAUAUUCUAACACAUUUGAUCACAAAUGUUUAUCUAUACCAAUUUUAUCAAUGUCAUCAUAUAACUGUCGUCCAAUGGUAUAUAAUUUAAGCAGAAGGAAACGUAACUUGCGAAGAUUGUAAGUAAAUGUAAAUUUUAUCAAAACAUUUUACCUCUCAACGUAGUGUCUUAAAAUGUUACCUAAACAUUAGGAGUUGUAUGCCUUUUAUUAAAAAUGUAUUAGUAUCAGUAUGAAAAUCAUAAUUUUUUUUUAUGUUGUUGUUAUUAAUAUAAUAAAUUUUUUUUUUUAAUGUCCUGACCAAUUCGGUUUUUAGAUAGUUACUUGUUUAUAAUUAUAAUUUUUUUUUUUUUGAAUUUUAAUUAUGUAACUUUAAUUUAUUUCACAUAAUUAUUA